Messenger RNA from Acytostelium subglobosum LB1, 1626 nucleotides. RefSeq lists its product as hypothetical. Gene Ontology annotation, cellular component: cytoplasm. The coding region runs from base 1 to 1626 and encodes 541 amino acids. The record is from RefSeq and is a predicted model, not a curated record. NCBI's taxonomy places the organism in Eukaryota, Evosea, Eumycetozoa, Acytosteliales, Acytosteliaceae. The transcript has 4 exons. Gene Ontology annotation, molecular function: protein binding.
AUGAAGAGCUUAACAAAGUUUAAGAACAAUGUACUUAGUUCAUUAUCAGGAGGUCCAAAGACAAUUGAUCAGAACUUUGAAACUGCAAGAAAGGAGUUCAACACAUUGUUUGAAGGCGUAACAAACAUCUACACCUCACUGCAGACUUAUGACAAGCAUCUAAAGAAGGCAUUCAUUCAUCCAUCCAGCCUCAAUAAGAACAUUCAAACAUACUUCCCAAGCGAUCACCCUUUGUCAAUCUACACUGCAGACAAUAUAAAGCAAGUGGAUCAGGCGUUCAAUGAUUGGGUCAACAGCCAGAAGCUCAACUAUGAGUUGCUGCAACAGUACAUCUCACGAAUCAAGACUGUCAAGGAGACAAUGUCCGACAGGGACAACAUGCUGAUCGAACUCGAUCGCUCCGCCAGCAAGGUCAAGGAGCUCAAGGAGAAGCCGCAGAAGGACGUCAACAAGCUUCCGGCCGAGGAGACAAACUACGCCAACAAGAAGGAGGCCUAUGACAACAUCAACUACCGCACCCUCUCAGAGAUCUCUAAGCUGUUUGAUGACAAACAGACAUACUUUGAUCGUCCACUCCAAAACAUUCAGCUCUCAUUUGGCUAUCUCUACUCGUCAAUCACCACCGCUCAUCAAUCCUUCUCAAGCGUGCUCGAGCAGAACCCUCCUUAUCAUAACCCUGUCAAGCAGUUUGUUGGUGAUGCUCCAGAUAACUACACGGCGCCACCAGAGACCAGCAGCAACAACAGUGGCGGCAGCUCAUUCAAUCAAUCACCCCCACCUCAACCAUCAAGACCAUCACCAUCAGCUCCCCAGCAACAUCAAAUGCCCAUGCCACCACAACAACAACAGCAGCAGCCACCUCCACUGCGACCAAUCCAACCUCAGAUGCCAAUGCCACAACAGGCCCCUCCACCCCAGCCUUCAAGACCAUCAGCACCUCAGUUCCCAAUGCAACAGCCUCCUCCAGCACGUCCAUCGCCAAUGCAACAGCAGGCACCACCACCCCAACCAUCCAGACCAUCACCAUCAGCACCUCAGCAACCUCAAAUGCCAAUGCCACCACGCAGACCAAACUCUGGACAAUAUCAACCACCAGCUCCAGGUCAAUAUCAGGCUCCUACUCCAGCGCCAGGUCAAUACCAAGCACCAGGUCAAUAUCAAGCUCCCGGUCAAUAUCAAGCACCAGCACCAGCCGCACCCGGUCAAUACCAAGCGCCAGGUCAAUAUCAAGCUCCAGGCCAAUACCAAGCGCCUGCCCCAGCACCAGGUCAAUAUCAAGCUCCCGGCCAAUACCAAGCGCCAGGUCAAUACCAAGCACCUGCACCUGGACAAUACCAAAAUGUGGCUAACUCCUAUGCGACGGGUGUUGUAACCAAUCCCGAGUACCAGAAGCAGGCUGGAAGUGCAGUGGCCAACAAGGCUAAUGAUCCAAAUGUUCAGUCACAGGUCGGCUCACAAGUGGCCAACAACUCUAGUAACCCCUACGUUAAGAGUGCCGCUGGCAACUCCAAUGUUCAAGCAUUCGGUGGCAAAGCAUUUGGAACAGCGGCCAAGAACCAACAAGUCCAAAACGCAGCAGGCAAUGCCGCUGCCAACCAGAUCAACAAUCAACCAAAGCGAUUCUAA